Molecule: messenger RNA, 1365 nt
Organism: Epinephelus moara (kelp grouper)
Lineage: Eukaryota; Metazoa; Chordata; Actinopteri; Perciformes; Serranidae
Gene: aqp10b
Product: aquaporin 10b
Exons: 6
Coding region: 60-1157 (365 amino acids)
Biological process (GO): glycerol transmembrane transport; water transport
Cellular component (GO): basolateral plasma membrane; plasma membrane
Molecular function (GO): urea transmembrane transporter activity; glycerol channel activity; water channel activity
Source: RefSeq, a predicted model, not a curated record
UGCAGUUCAUUGCUGUGAAGUGUUUUUAAUUAUAUUCUGCUGUGAUUUUUUUUAUUAAGAUGUCCUACAAAGUGAAAUACCCUCCUCUCCUGCCAGUGCGCACACCACUGCCUCAGCCGUGCCAUAAAGUGUGUGACGUAGUCUACACCUCCAGUAUGAAAGGGCAAACUCUGCUCAGUCGGACAGACUAUGAACCGCUGUGUGGCUCACCUCAUGACAGUGACCCGUCUCUGAAAGAUCACCCGUUGCUGCAAGGUGUGGAAGAAACCGUUGGGAUGGAGAGGCUGCUGAAGAAAUGUCAGAUCAAAAACCAACUGAUGAGGGAGUGCAUGGCCGAAUGCCUCGGAGUCUAUGUCCUGAUUCUGUUUGGAUGUGGCGCCGUUGCCCAGGUUACCACAUCAGAAGAUAAGAAGGGGCAGUUUCUGUCAAUCAAUCUGGGUUUUGCUCUGGGGGUAACAUUCGGGGUCUUUGUGUCUCGUGGAGUCUCAGGUGCCCAUCUGAACCCUGCUGUAUCUCUGAGCUUGUGCAUUUUGGGCAGACAUCCCUGGAUAAAGCUGCCGUUCUACAUCUUCUUCCAAAUAUUCGGAGCCUUUCUGGCUGCAGCCACCGUUGGCCUGCAGUACUACGAUGCCAUUCAGGCAUUCGGUGGAGGUGAACUGACAGUGACGGGUCCCACUGCCACAGCAGGCAUAUUCGCCACCUACCCAGCUGACUACCUCAGUGUGUGGGGAGGAAUCAUGGACCAGGUUAUAGGCACGGCUGCACUGCUGCUGUGUGUCCUGGCCAUUGGAGACCAGAGGAACGGCUCUCUCCCUGACGGUCUCCAGCCUGUACUAGUGGGAGCAGCAGUGCUGAUUAUUGGCAUCUCAAUGGGCUCCAACAGCGGCUAUGCCAUCAACCCUGCCAGGGAUUUUGGACCUAGACUGUUCACGUUCAUCGCCGGCUGGGGAGUGGAUGUUUUCAAGGCUGGAGGUGGUUGGUGGUGGGUGCCCAUAGUGGCUCCCUGUGUUGGGGCGCUGUUGGGAACACUGAUCUAUGAGCUGAUGAUUGAAGUCCACCAUCCUCUCAGUCCGUCUGAGCUCCAGACCUCAUGUCAGGAGGCCACUGAGGGCAAGACAGAGCUGGAGCUGGAACCAGACUGUGAAAAAGCCACUUAGUGGUAAAAUCAAGCCACAGUAAAGAGGUGUCAUGUAUAUAGCAAAUACUAUUUAUCGAGCACUGCCUAUUGAAGCUGUCUUUGUAAAUGUCUGUGACUGAUUCACUGGAACAAAUGGAGAACUUGACUUGUAGCAUUAUUUCACAUGCAAGCACAACCUAAUCUAGUUUCCACUGAGUUGUUUGAAAACUAUUGAAUAAAGAGCUAUA